Molecule: messenger RNA, 2736 nt
Organism: Funneliformis geosporum
Lineage: Eukaryota; Fungi; Glomeromycota; Glomeromycetes; Glomerales; Glomeraceae
Source: the annotation of a GenBank genome assembly
AUGGAUUCUCUAAAGACAACAAAGAUUUAUGAUAAUGUUCGUCGAAGACAAACUACAAUGUCCACGGCUCGGAAUGUAUCUCAACAUAGAUAUAAUUCGCAGACAAGGAGUGACGUUGAAGAAUCUGAAAUUAACUCGUUUCUUUCGGACGAAUCAAGUAUUGCUAAUAGUCCAAGAGAGUCCUCGUGCAUUGAAAGAGAAAUGGACGAAACGAGCGUAGAAGGAAGGAACGGAAGUAGAAGUUGUAAUAGAACUUGUUCAAAGAAAAGUACAAGUUCAAUUUCUACUACUGAAGCAUGGUUUAAGGAAUUUAAUCAAAAUACUAGAGAAUUGAAUAAAAAUAAUUUUGAUGAUGAUAGCGAAACCCCUUAUUACGUAAAUUCUUACAAAUAUCAUCCUAAACCCGUGUCAAAUCAACAGUCGUCUAUAACAUCAAGAUAUCAUCAACGAACCGGGCACUACGCCCAUGGACAUCGUAUAACAUCAAGUCGUAACUUUUCAAAGUCGCCACAUCAUGUUAACUUCCAUAAAAAACGCGACAGAUCUUCAGGCAGUGAUUCUUAUCGUUCAGUUAUUGACGAUUUAACUUUAAAAAAUCAAAAAUUGAAACAAAAACUUCGAAAAAUGAAUAGCAGUCAUGCAAAAACCUUACAUAAAGAAAAAUUAUUUGAAGUUCGAUACUAUCAAAUGCCCAGAGAAAAGCGACAAGAAUUGGAAGAAUAUCUCAGAGAAUUCGCCGCUCAGUUACCAACCCCCACGUCAAGUUCUGCAAAUUUGACUCAAAGCCCAAUAAUCGAUAAUCAUUCCAUAACAAAUCAAAAAGCUCCCGUUAAAGCAAGUGAUAAAUUAAAGAUGAAACAAGUCGUUAAAGCUAUUGAGAAUGUAUUUACCGUCCAACCAUCAUCAGAAGAUCAUUAUCUAAAAGAUCAAGAAGAUUCAGAUCCCAAAGGAUACGUUUAUUUAAAUCUUUUGACGAAUAUGGCACAAUUACAUACAAUGAACGUUACUUUGCCAUUCAUAAAACAGGCCAUUCGAAAAUUUUCAAACUGUUUAGAAUUAAAUGAGGACGGUACAAAAGUUCGAUGGCGUACAGGGCUGAAUCACGUUAAACCUGAUACAAUAGAAAACAAAGAUGUUGAUAUAAUGGAAAGCGGGGGAAGUAGCGUAACAUCAAGAAGUCGUGUAAGCGAAAGCAAUAGUAUUGGUGAUAAACAAAGUGAUUCUUCACCCUCAAAUCCUUCUGCUAAACCAUUCCAAAAAUUUUCUGACCCUACAAGUAUUACACCAUCCUCUUUUACUCCAUCUAACGGUUCAAAACCCAACCACCAACAAACCGAAUCAACAUCUGUAACCUCUUCAAUAACCCAUUAUCGUCCUGUAUUUCUACAUCGUAAUAAUAGUUCGUCCCCUUCUUCAGAUGAAUCUAGUAGCGUAAUCGAUCAACAUGAUGGUCCAGUUAUUUACUAUGAAGGCGGUUUAUUCUGUACCGACUUUAGUAGGAGCGCAAUGAUAGACGAUGGUGAUGAUAAACAAACAUCAUCACGUCCAAGUCAAUUAUCGGGGCUCGAUCGUUCAAUUGAAGACGAUGAUAAUAUCGAGGUCAUUCAAGAAAGAUUGAAUGUACCGGUUUAUGAAAGAGCAACGAAUUUGAUUUUGGGUGGAAAUAGUAUAGAAUUAAGUGAAACAAGCGAAGAUGAUAUCAGCAGCGAUCAAGAGGCAGAUGACGAAAGUCCGAUAAAAUCAUGCAAUCGCAAUAUGAAUGAACACCCCGUUGAUGACUUAAACUCUUUAGAUGCUAACAAUGAAUUAAACAAUUAUUUAAUGAAAAAGGACAUUGCUCUUGAUUCUCGUCAAGUACAGUCGUCACCGAAAAAAAAUUAUGGUGUGAUCAACGAUGAUGACCCUAAAUAUUCUUCAUCACAAACUCUAUCACCAAGUAACAUUUCAAAACAAGAUUUACCAAAUUAUAAGAAAUUACACACUGCUAAAGUUCCUGGUGUUAUUACAGAAGAUAAUUUCAUGGUAUUAGUACAAACUUCCCACCCUACGAGAGAAACACGUCACGGGCAUAAUCGUCAUAAAUCAAACACAACUUCAUCUAAAAAGAUCUCUCACACCAAAGAAUCUUCAAUUGAUGAUGAUACUUCAAUGAUCACGUCAGGCAGCGAUGGUAGUACAGAUAUUGAAUGGAAUAACGGGAAUUCAAAAGCACAUCAAGUACUCUCAACAAGAUUAUUUCAAUUACCUCCUUCUAUGAGUCCACAACCAAGAAUUUCACUACCGUCAGGAUUUAAAAGAACGUCAAAUUCACAAAAAACUUCUUCGGAUAGUGGUGGCGGAUCAUCCGAUCAUGGAUCAUCAUCAUCUUGUUCAAAUACUUUCUCAGAAUCUUCCUCAUCAGCCUUUUCACGUGAUAAUUCAUAUUUAUUCAACAACAAUACUUUACUUCAAUUAUUACAAUCAAGCGAUUCAAAAACUUCUCAAAAUGAUGAAGUACAAGAUAUGGAACUUGAUUCACUUUCAUCCAAUUCAUCUGACCCUUCACCUUUUAUAAAUAUUGAUGAUGAAUAUGAUGAUGAAAUCGAAAAAGUUGAUGACAGUCAUCAUCAUCGUGAAAACCUUAUUGAAGAAAGUAAUCUAGGUAAAGACUUGAGAUUACAAGAUGCCGUUAUUGAAGAACGUAGAAAGGUUGUCAAUCAUCCACAAGAACAGAAUGUUAGGGUCAAUGUUAUAUGA